Molecule: messenger RNA, 1418 nt
Organism: Owenia fusiformis
Lineage: Eukaryota; Metazoa; Annelida; Polychaeta; Sabellida; Oweniidae
Source: the annotation of a GenBank genome assembly
AGCUAGUAUCAUGAAGGGCUAUGGUCUAGGUGCAUGGGAGGAUGGUAUACUUGGGAGGGACGAUAAUAUUGAUAUCGCUUAUGAUAUCACAAAGUUAGAAAACAACAGAGAUGUGUAUGUCUAUACAUGGCACAAUAUCUGGGAGUUGGGUGUUGGGAACAGAGCGUACAAACUUGCUAAUGCUGGAUAUAAGUCUCCAUGACAACAUAGAUUUUACAAGGAGUGGUGAGGUGCUGAAUAAAGAGACUGAGUGUGCAAAAUCUGCAGAAUGGUGUCUACCUUUGGAAAAGCCUGAAAAUAUAGUUGGUAUACAAGGUCAACUAUGGAGUGAAACUGUGCGAACAGGAGAACAGUUAGACUAUAUGAUAUUUCCAAGGAUCAUAGCCCUUGCAGAGAGGGCCUGGCACAAGGCAGAUUGGGAAUCCAGUUCAGAUAAGACCGAGAGAGAAGCUAUGAGGCGUGAUGACUGGGAGAGUUUUGCACUUACUUUGGGAUAUAAGGAGCUGAAAAGAUUAGAGGAGUUGCAGAUUAAAUACAGAGUGUCCCUGCCUGGAGCAAGAAUCGUUGAUGGUAAAUUAGAGGCAAACACAGGCUACCCAGGUGAGACAAUACAGUACAGUACAGAUGGUAGCACAUGGAAUACAUUCACAUCUUCUCCAUCUACAUCUUCUCCAUCUGGUACGAUCUACCUCAGGACUAUAAGUUCUACGGGUAGAGCGAGUAGACAGAUCCAGAUAGAAGCCACUGUGCCUCCGGUCCCAUUUUACAAGGAGGUCUGGUUUAUAUCAUCGAUUUCAAUCAUCGCUUUACUCAUUCUACUAGUUUGCCUCGUAUUCUGCCUAAAAAACGCUUCUAGAAGUGCGACUUAUAUCACACAACGAAUGCCACUCCAGGCACGUCAAAAUAUGUCCACAUUUCGGUAUUUUGUCAGUUUGUGCAAUAGAAGUGGUGCAACAACGGAAAUUCUUCGUUCUCCAAGCAAUCGUUCUUCACGGCAAUCUGGUUCAACAGCUGUUUAUAUAGAUCCAACACAUGCGAGCCGGAGAUCAGUUGCGACACGUAGUGAUGGUGACAGUCUUAUUAAUCUGGCGCAUGAUGAUAAGAUAUCGAAGCUGAUCGAUGAUGAAGAUGAUCCUACCUGUGACGGAUGUAUCUACAAUGAAUCUGGCCUUGUUGGCAGCAUGGCAAAUGUGGAUGACCUUUCCAGUUCUAAAGGGAUGCCCACUAAGGAACAAAUGUUCCCAGACACGCACUUUUAACUCCAACAGUACAAGUUUUCAGCUCCAGAAAAGCAGUAUCCAGUAGAAUGUAUCUUUCUUCACCAAGCAUUGUUCAAAUCUCAGAGUGGAAGGAUUGGGACAGUUAGCAUAUCGAUGCCUAUCCUUUAAGUCCGCUUGUUUUGAAAUAAAAGCAACAUU